Molecule: messenger RNA, 2390 nt
Organism: Cygnus olor (mute swan)
Lineage: Eukaryota; Metazoa; Chordata; Aves; Anseriformes; Anatidae
Gene: CCDC33
Product: coiled-coil domain containing 33
Exons: 8
Coding region: 981-2222 (413 amino acids)
Cellular component (GO): peroxisome
Source: RefSeq, a predicted model, not a curated record
UGCGCAGCCUUUCAUCCCGGAGCCCUGCAGGAAGGAGGGAUGUAUGUAGAGAUGUUCGAAAGCGGGUUUAGGGGAAGGGGAGUGCAAAUACCCUUAACUCUGCCCUUCCCAGAGGUCCCAGCUUCAUUUUGGGGAGCAUUUUGGGCAGCCCCUUCCCUGCUGCACCCCUGUCCCCAUCGCUGGGGUGGUGCUGGGACAAGCAGAGGCUUUUGGGGCAAAAAUAGGGGCAAAUGGGUGUUGGCAGGGCGGGGAGGUGCUCCGAGGCAGGAGGCUGGGGCUGGGUCCCCGUGCAUUAUUGAUGGAGAGGAUAAUUGCGUGCUUCCUACCGGUUCCGUGAUGAAAAAUUCAUAUCCCGGGAUGAGAGCUGGGGAUCUCCAUCGACCGACACCGGGCUCUUUGUUCCCUAACAGCGACCGGGGGGGACGUGGGCGCGGGAGGCACAGCGGGUGGGGUGCUCGAGCCCCUCGCUGGAUGUCCCCACAGCUGGGGACGAUGUGUGGGGACCCCAAAAGAGGGGGUGAGGUGGGGAGCACGGCUUCACACCCUCCCCGGGGAUGAAAGCGGGGUGGGAGCAGGGCAUUUCCCAGAGGCUUUGGGCACCUCUGCUCCGCACCAGCUCCGAGCUGGCGUCCCCCAGCCUGCAGAUCUGAGCGGCCGCGGGGGCUCAGAAGUUAAUGGAGUGUUUGAAAGCCACGAGCCAAGAUCCAAGGCAUGGAAAUGAGGUGCCACCAGCGAGGAGCUGCUGCAGGACCUGCCACCAGACUGCCUGGGAGCGGGAGAUAAGGCAGGGGCGGGCUGCAGACAAGGACUUUGGUGGCUUUGGGGGGGGCUGUCAGGGGGACGGGGCAGCUCUGCCCUGCUCGGGCAGCAGCAGAGCCAGAGGUUUUGAGGACAAAAACCUUGAUUUCUGCUGCCCAGCAGUGGGAGGGAGCCCAGCCCGGGUUGCUAAGAGCAGGCUUGUGUUGUGGUGACAGCAGAGGAUGCUGCAGGGCUCCGCUCCGGCUGCUUCGAGCCCCUCGGGGGCACCCCCAGGUCCCCGGGAUGAGGACAGCACCCGGCCAGGGUCGCCGCCACCCCUGCCUUUGUUGCCACACGUGCGUGGCUCCUCUGUGGUGCAGCCGCCGACCUCUGGCUCUGGUGUCCCCUCACAGCCCCGCCGGGACGCCGUGGCCCUGCCGCCGGCUGACAGCGUCCUGCCCGGGAUGCCGCAGAGGUCCCAGGACAUCCCCAGGGACCUCCAGCAGCAGGAGGUGAGCAGGUACCGCCUGGCGCUGAAGCGGAUGGCGGGCGACCUCCUGUCCCUGCGCCGGCACGUCACCAGCCUGGAGGUGGAGAACGGGCACCUGCGGCGCAGGCUGGCCGGGCGCGAGGAGCCGGGCGGCGCUCUGCUCGCCGACGUGGACAUGGACGUGAUGACCAGGGAGGAGGUCCUGGACCGCCUGGCCACCCUGAAGGGCGAGCUGGUGUCGGGCACGAUGGAGAUGCGGCGGCUGAAGGACCGCGUGCAGCGGCUGCAGAACGAGCUGAUCCGGAAGAAUGACCGGGAGAAGGAGCUGGUGCUGCUCCAGCGAGUGCACCGGCAGCAGCAAGCCGCCCUCAGGAGGUGCCAGGAGCAGGUGGCCAGGACAAAGGGCCUGGAGGAGAUGGUGAGGCAGCAGGAGAAGGUGAUCGAGGUGAUGGAGCGGGUGCUGCAGGACAGGCUCUCCAUGAGCACUGAGAAACCAACAGGGGACCUGCACGCCCUGCUGCUGGCCGAGAACCACAGGCUGCGGGAGGAGCUGGCGAGGCCCCCGCGCCCCCCAUCGCCCCCCAUUGCCCCACGUGCCUCCCAUGGCACGCGGGACAUCUUCGGUGGCGCGGAGAAGCUGUCGCUGCUGGCCAGGCUGGAGGAGGCACAAGCCCGCGGGCGUGUGAUGGAGAGGCAGCUGGAGGAGGCGGCGAGGAGGUGGGGACGGGAGAAGCAGGAGCUGGGCACACGGCUGCUGGAGCAGGAGCACAGCUUUGGGGGCUUGGCCCCCCACUCUCCCCCCGUCCCCACCUCGGUGAGCACCCUGGGGACACGGGGGCACCCAUGGGGCUCACCGCCCAGCCCCACACCAGGGGGGAUGUCUCGGUUUCCUUGCAGGACUGGGGGCAGGAGGGAGGUGGGAGUGUGGCCCCCAAGGGUCACUGGCAUCCCCGUAUCACUGCCCUCCCCGUCACGGCUGCACACCUCUCCCUAAAGCACCCCACGGGGGUGGCAGACCCCCGAGACGUGUUCGCAUCUCCCACCAGAAACAACCCCCAGGCUCCACCUUCUCCCUGAGGAGACCCCGGAUCCUGGACCCCCUGCCCUAGGGGGUCUUCAGGGGGCAGGACACCGGAGACACUCCGAGAUGCAAAAUUCAUGC